This is a messenger RNA of Oryza sativa Japonica Group (Japanese rice), 2328 nucleotides long. RefSeq lists its product as uncharacterized. The record is from RefSeq and is a predicted model, not a curated record. NCBI's taxonomy places the organism in Eukaryota, Viridiplantae, Streptophyta, Magnoliopsida, Poales, Poaceae.
UCACUCCAACCGCAGCGCUGCUCGUCGUCUUCCUCCCUUCCCUUCCAAAAUUCCACUCCAAUUCAUUUCACGUUUCACCUUCGGCUCGGUGCGGUGCGGUUUACCUCUCACUUUCUCUCACCUUCCCUCGCCCACCUCAAUCUCCUCCUCCUUAAGCAACGACGCCGCAGCAGCGGAGGACCACCACCACCACCACCCAGCCCUAGCUCCACCAACCGGAUCGCCCCCCCCCCCCCCAGCAAUGGCGUCCAAGGAGGCGGAGGCGGCGGCUGCCUGGCGCCGGGAUGCGUCGUGGUGAGAUCGCGCCGCAUGGGGAAGGAGGCCGUCGGCGAGGGGCAGCACCAGCAGCAGCGCCCGCCGGAUGGGGCAGGGGGCGGAGGAGGCGGAAGAGGAGGAAGAGGAGGAGGAGGAGGAAGGGGAGGUAGCGGGCGACUGGGGUGGUGGUGGUGCUGCUGCUGCGGUGUCGGUGGGGUGGUGCGGCUGAAAUGCGUGGCGGCGCUCGUGCUCGGCGUCGCCGUGCUGCUGUCGGCGGUGUUCUGGCUCCCGCCGUUCGCGCGGCGCGGGAGGGGAUCGGAGGGCCCGGAUCCGGGCGCCGGCUUCGAUGCUGAUAUAGUGGCAAGCUUUAGGCUGCACAAGAUGGUUCCUGAGCUGAAUGGAAAUGCAUCAAAGCUUGAAUUGGACAUUUAUGAGGAAAUCGGCAUUCCUAACUCCACUGUGGUAGUAAAUUCACUACAAUUAGUUGGAUCAAACUGGACAAAUGUUAUCUUCAGCAUUGUGCCUUAUCCAAAGAAUUUGACUUUAUCGUCAACAGGGCUGAGCAUUCUUAGGUCUUAUUUUAUGUCCUUUGUCGUGCGGCAGUCGACACUCCAGUUAACCGAGUCCUUAUUUGGAAAUUCAUCGUCCUUUGAAGUGCUUAAAUUCCCAGGAGGAAUUACAAUCAUUCCGCCACAAACUGCUUUCCUUCCUCAGAAACCUCAUGCAACUUUUAACUUCACUCUUAAUUUCCCAAUCUACAAAGUGCAAGACAGAAUCGAUGAGCUAAAGGAUCAAAUGAAAACUGGGUUACUGCUCAAUUCCUAUGAGAAUCUGUAUAUCAAGUUGGCGAAUUUGAAUGGUUCAACGGUUGACCCUCCAACUAUUGUUGAGACCUCCAUUUUUCUUGAAGUUGGGAAUCACCAGCCAUCUGUACCAAGGAUGAAGCAGUUGGCACAAACAAUUACUAAUUCAUCUUCAGGAAACCUGGGUCUGAACCAUACCGUAUUUGGCAGGGUGAAGCAGAUAAGCCUUUCAUCCUAUCUUAGACAUUCUUUACAUAGUGGGGGUGGUUCUGAAGCACCUAGUCCAGCACCCAUGCACCAUCAUGGUCACCAUCACCAUCAUCACCAUCACCAUGGUCAUGAAGACAGCAGGCAUUCGGCUCCGGCUCAGGCUCCAGUACAUUACCCUGUGCAUGAACCCAGAUAUGGAGCUCCACCUCCAUCUCGGUGUCCAUAUGGUACUGACAAGCCAAAGAAUAAAGCUCAUGUAAUGCCAGCUCCUGAGCCUACAGCCAAUGGCCAUCAUUUUGCUUCACCAGUUGCUUUGCCACCUCACUCACUGUCACCACGGAAUCCCAAUGUGCACAGUAGGUCCCCUAUUCCAUCCCCUCCAGUUCUUCCAGAACCACCUUUGCCCACUGUUUCUUUUGCUCAUGCUCAUCCUCCAAGUGAACAUACAUCAAGAAGAGAUCCUGCUGGAUUGUCGGCUCUGGCCCCUGCACCUCAUUCAUCAAACGCUACUCGGAGCCUGUGGCGUUCCAUUCAUUGGGCCAACAUUGUGCCUCUUGUGUGUAUUCUAAUGAGCCUACUAUGACGAAGAAACACGCGGCUAGACAGAUGUAAAUUAGGGAGGUUUCAAGAGGUGAUGAGGCACCACCUGUUCUUCUUGUCUGGCUGUAGCCGGCCGAUCAGCUCCCGGGCCGGCGGGCAAGCACAAUACAGCGUCCCACACGGCCUCGGCGUGCUGUUAUACUUCUUGUUAGUGCAUGUAAAUAUGGAUGGGGGGGGGGGGGGGUGGGGUAUAAGGCAAAUGGGCAGCAGCUGUGCCUAGGUCAAAGCCACGGUGGUGGCAGGCCCUUGUCUAGCACUUGUUGCCCGGGUUUUGCUAUGUACUACUGCUGUUGAGAAGAGGAUCUUCAAGUGUAAAAACCACUUCUUUUUUCUUUUUAAUAUGAGAGGGGCAUAGAAUCUACCUCCAAUUUUCAGAGGUCUAUUUUGGGACUAUGCUCUGGAGCAUCUGUCUUGUUGAACCUAUAGUUUCUCAUAAUUUUUUGAGGGCUUUCCUCUUGAA